GCCCGCCCCGACCCGAGCCGCCAUGUAACCGGCGCCGCCCGGAGCCCGAGCAGUGCGGGCCCAGCCACCCGCCCGCCAUGGGGGACGAGGACGAGGACGAGAGCUGUGCGGUGGAGCUGCGGAUCACAGAAGCCAACCUCACCGGGCAUGAGGAGAAGGUGAGCGUGGAGAACUUCGAGCUGCUGAAGGUGCUGGGCACGGGAGCCUACGGGAAGGUGUUCCUGGUGCGGAAGGCGGGCGGGCACGACGCGGGAAAGCUGUACGCUAUGAAGGUGCUACGCAAGGCAGCGCUGGUGCAGCGCGCCAAGACGCAGGAGCACACGCGCACUGAGCGCUCUGUGCUGGAGCUGGUGCGCCAGGCGCCCUUCCUGGUCACGCUGCACUAUGCCUUCCAGACUGACGCCAAGCUGCACCUCAUCCUGGACUAUGUGAGCGGCGGGGAGAUGUUCACCCACCUCUACCAGCGCCAGCACUUCAAGGAGGCUGAGGUGCGCGUGUACGGGGGCGAGAUUGCGCUGGCCCUGGAGCACCUGCACAAGCUGGGCAUCGUCUACCGAGACCUGAAGUUGGAGAACGUGCUGCUGGACUCAGAGGGCCACAUCGUGCUCACUGACUUCGGGCUGAGCAAGGAGUUUCUGACAGAGGAGAAAGAACGCACCUUCUCCUUCUGCGGUACCAUCGAGUAUAUGGCCCCCGAAAUCAUCCGCAGCAAGGCGGGCCACGGCAAGGCGGUGGACUGGUGGAGUCUGGGCAUCCUGCUCUUCGAGCUGCUGACCGGGGCCUCGCCUUUCACGCUGGAGGGGGAGAGGAACACGCAGGCCGAGGUGUCCCGACGGAUCCUGAAGUGCUCCCCUCCCUUCCCCCCUCGGAUCGGGCCUGUGGCGCAGGACCUGCUGCGGCGGCUGCUUUGCAAGGACCCCAAGAAGCGGCUGGGGGCGGGGCCCCAGGGGGCACAGGAAGUCAAGAACCACCCCUUCUUCCAGGGCCUGGAUUGGGCUGCUUUGGCAGCCAGGAAGAUUCCGGCCCCAUUCCGGCCCCAGAUUCGCUCGGAGCUGGACGUGGGCAACUUCGCGGAGGAAUUUACGAAGCUAGAUCCGGUCUACUCGCCCUCAGGCAGCCCUCCCCCUGGGGAUUCACGCAUCUUCCAGGGGUACUCCUUCGUAGCGCCGUCCAUCCUGUUUGACCAUAACAACGCGGUGAUGACCGAUGUGCUGGCGGCACCCGGAGCUGGAGAGCGGCCCGGCCGGGCAGCCGUGGCCAGGAGCGCCAUGAUGCAGGACUCGCCCUUCUUCCAGAAGUACGAGCUGGACCUGCGGGAGCCCGCGCUGGGCCAGGGCGGCUUCUCCGUGUGUCGCCGCUGCAGCCAGCGCCAGAGCGGCCAAGAGUUCGCGGUCAAGAUCCUCAGCCGCAGGCUGGAGGCCAGCACGCAGCGCGAGCUGACGGCCCUGCGCCUGUGCCAGUCACACCCUAACGUGGUGAAGCUGCACGAGGUGCAUCAGGACCAGGUAAGUAACACCUUAUGGGGCGGGGUGCAGGGCGCGACCCAAGAGGCGAGGUGCGGGUCGGGGACGCCGUGGCGGCCAGGAGGUGGAAGGCUCUUGACGGUGGACCCAGCCAAGCGGCUUAAACUUGAGGGGUUGCGGACCAGCUCCUGGCUGCAGGACGGCAGUGCGCGCUCCUCGCCGCCGCUUCGGACGCCCGACGUGCUGGAGUCUGCUGGGCCUGCAGUGCGCUCCGGGCUCAACGCCACCUUCAUGGCGUUCAACCGCGGCAAGCGAGAGGGCUUCUUUCUGAAGAGCGUGGAGAACGCGCCUCUGGCCAAGCGGCGCAAGCUGAAGCUGCGGAGCGCGGCCACUUCCCGCAGGGGCUCCCCCGCGACCCCCGCCGCCCCGGGGCGCUCCCCAACCGCCAAGGGGCCGCCUCGCCGGGCCAACGGCCCCCUGUCUCCCUCCUAGCCCCUGCCACUGUGACCCCCGUCCCCCCACCCCAUCGUGUCCAGACCUGGGAGGCCCCUGGGAGGUCCUGUACCUAGGGAUCGCCCCUCCCUCCUCCUUCCCCAUUCUUCCAGACAGAGCAGACGUAUUUUUAUAAGCAGAGAAUUUUUUUUUAUGUCUUACCAGGUAAAGUUAGGGAUACAGGGAGUGAGGGGGCCUGCCGGAGGGCGAGGCAUGGGGAACCCUCUAGGGAGACCUUGCUUCAUCCUGGGUCUACCCAUUGGGGGUGCGUUUACAGCAGGGGAGGACACCUCUCCUGCUCCUCAGUACAGAGCUGCCACGGGGAAAAACUGGGGUCCCUCCCCUGCCCCCCCACCUCCACUGAGGCCCUGCUUCUGGGGGAAUGUUCCCCUCCAUCUGUCACUUUAUGGACUGUCUGUGCAAUUCUGCCCACCAAAGACCUGUGUUGGGGGGUUGAGGGGAGAGACCCUAGGGGACCCCGAAGCAUUUCUGCUUCGCCUUAGGUCACCUGCUUCUCCCUGUUGGGGCUGAGGAUGGAGGCAGGUCACCCCGCUAAAAGGGAGUCCCCUUCUCACCUACCCCUCCCCAUUGGCACAGUGCCCCUGGCUGGGGGACGGAGCCUUGGGGUCUGGGCUGGGCAUCCGCGUUCUCUACCCCAGCCCAUCCGGGCUGUGCCUUCGAUUUUCAAAUAAAAGUCCACCCGGUGC
Messenger RNA from Echinops telfairi (small Madagascar hedgehog), 2662 nucleotides. It is a transcript of the gene RPS6KA4, whose product is annotated as ribosomal protein S6 kinase A4. The record is from RefSeq and is a predicted model, not a curated record. Gene Ontology annotation, molecular function: magnesium ion binding; ATP binding; protein serine/threonine kinase activity. NCBI's taxonomy places the organism in Eukaryota, Metazoa, Chordata, Mammalia, Afrosoricida, Tenrecidae. The transcript has 14 exons. Gene Ontology annotation, biological process: regulation of DNA-templated transcription; protein phosphorylation; intracellular signal transduction. The coding region runs from base 78 to 1955 and encodes 625 amino acids.